This is a messenger RNA of Besnoitia besnoiti, 1551 nucleotides long. RefSeq lists its product as uncharacterized. The coding region runs from base 1 to 1551 and encodes 516 amino acids. The record is from RefSeq and is a predicted model, not a curated record. The transcript has a single exon. Gene Ontology annotation, cellular component: membrane. Lineage: Eukaryota; Apicomplexa; Conoidasida; Eucoccidiorida; Sarcocystidae.
AUGAGAGACCGCAGGUGGAGUUUCGCGGGCAGCCGUCGGCCCUUCCUCACCCCCGUAUGCUUGCUGGCCUUUCUCUGCGCUUCACCAGCGUUUUCUGCGCCGCCGACAAGUGACGUGCACCAGGAGGAAUCCGAGGGUCCUGAGUGCAAAGGCGAGGAGGGUUUGACCUUGACUUUUCAGGUGCAGGACACCGAGAAGAAAUUCAAAUGUCCGAAGGGCUGGGUGUUGGAGCCGACGGCGGUGACCGCGGCGUUUCAGGGGAAGGCUUCGGAAGUGGAGCUGGAGAGGCUCGUUGCUGGAGCGAAGCUGGAGGAGUCAGAGAAGGUGUACAAGUUGUCCCUUCCCUCUGGUCCAAGCCGGAGUCCGCGGACGUGGUAUUACUUGUGCAAGGGGUCGGAAGCCAGUGGCGACUCGGCGGAUGAUGGUCACUCGUCGCUUCCUGCAGAUGACGUAGAGACUGGGGACGGCUCGCCUUCUGGUGGCGGGUCUGGCUCCAGUCGGAGCCCCAAUGCCGGCGGCGGAGGGCACGCCGACCCCCACAGUAGUGCAGUUGGACCGCCUCCCCCCCCCCCUGCACCAGAACUAAAUGGGCAGAAGCCUGAAGAUCACAAAAGUGACCUUAAUGGUGACGAGGGCAAGGACGGAAAGGUGGGAAGCGAGCUGUCCGGUAGCCAGCAACAAGAAGGGCGACCUGGCGCCCUCCCCGGUCCCCAACCUCCACACAGUGUCGUCGGUGGAAGUUUGGAGUCAGGUGCAGAGCACACAGCUGAAAAGAAUCAGCACGCAGAUUUGCAAGGGGCUCCGGGCGUGGAUGGCGCCAUACGAAACCCUGAGGCCAGCCCUCCAUCCUCCAGCGCACCUCACAAUCCAUCGGGUCAGGGAGUGGCUGAAAAAAGUCCUGCUCAACCGGUAAAAGAGGAUAAAGGGCAUGAACGUGCCCUGGAGACGCUCGACAAGGACUCCGGUCUCGUCCCUGGCGGUGCAGCUCCUGCCGCACUCAGCAGAAAAGCCUUCCGCACUUCUGGCGAUUCCAAACCCGAUUCCGUUACACCAACCCUGAAAACGUGCAAAGUGACGGUCCAAGUCCUCCCAUCCACUGUCAUCGAGUGCAACGCUGGUGAAACGAAAGCAGCGACAGUCUCCGCGGUUGGCUCUCCAGUAGCCUUCAAAUGCGGAGCUGGCCUGAGUCUAGAAUCAACAGCCCUGGAUAAGGUGUAUGACGACAAGGACGGCAAGUGUGCGUCACAGGUGGCGCUCUCCAGUCUGGUUGACGGAUCGCUGUCCGUCGUCAGUCCGGAGAAGGAGACAGAGGCUGAGCCGAAGAAGUACUUCUUUGGAGUGGACGUGCUGCCGACUGAGCAGCAGGCGCUGUGCUACAAGUGCGUGGAGACUUCGUCUUCGGAGAAGGAGGCGAGCGGCGGCGCAGCGGAUGCUGGGAAGGAGUGUCAGGUCAAGAUCACGGUUGCGUCACCGGCUGUGUCGGCUGCGCCAGGGGCCGUGAGCUUCGCAUGCGUCGCUUUGUUUGGAGCGGUCGCAGGUGUUAUUUUUUGA